CAGAAUAUGAUAGAAAUAUUUAAAAUAUAAAAAAAAAACACGCAAGUUUUUUACGCAAAAAUAUAUAUUUACGCAACUGACCACAUACAUCUUAUAUCUUUAUAUACAGUACAUCAUAUAAAAAACAAUACGGAAAAAAUUCUAAAAAAAUCAGCAUUUAUUUGAUAUAAUCUUUAAUUGUUACAAUAAAAAUAAAAUGCCAAGUGCAUUGUUAACUGAUGCAAUGGAAUUAGAGCUUGGAGCUCAAGAACCAUGGCCACAAAUGAUAAAAUUAUAUCAACCUCUUGAAGUGGAGCAAAUAUUGCUACCAGACAAUGCCAAUUGUUUAGCAGUACAAGCUUAUUUACAUAUGUGUAAUUUAGAAUAUCAAAUAGAGCCACGUAAAAAUGCAGAGUUUAUGUCACCAAAUGGUAAAGUCCCAUUUGUACAGUGCGGCGCAUUUCUUAUUUCCGAAUUUGACAAUAUUGUAACAUUUAUAAACAAUAAGGGCACAUCGCUGUCAAAUGAUUUAACUCAGCAAGAAAAAAUAGACAUGAGAGCGUAUAUAUCAUUGAUAAAUAACGGAUUAGCCAAUGCCGAGCAGUAUAUUUGUUGGGUUGAUCCUGUAACACUUGAUAGUGUUACCAAACCAAGACACGGUAACGUUUAUCCUUGGCCUUUAAAUCAUAUUUUGAAUUGGCAGAAACAAAGACAAGUUAUUAAAAAGUUAAAAGUACUAGGACUGUAUAAUAAAAGUAUUGAUGAAAUUUAUCAUGAUGUUAAAAUGUGUUGUACUGCAUUAUCUGAAAGAUUAGAUGGCAAGCCAUAUUUUUAUGGCAACAAGGGACCAACAGAACUUGAUGCAUUAGUAUUUGGUCAUUUAUUUACAAUAUUGACAACACCGUUGCCAGUUAAUAAAUUAGCUGAAAUAGUUAAAAGUUAUCCAGAUCUUGUUGAUUUAUGCAAACGCAUCGAGCAGAGCUUUUUUUCAUCCCUACGUACCGUUGGAAGCUUCAAUUACGAUAAAUUAUUUUCAACAAAAAAUAAUCAAUAUGAUGAUUGUGAUAAUAUAAAUAAUGCUGACAAUGAUAUUGAUAACGAUGAUAAGGAUAAAUUGAUUAGUAAUAAACAAUCAAAUUACUUUUUUUUUCCCAUGCUGUAAAAGCUGAAACAUUUUGAUCUCAAUCAUGAAAACGAUUUUAUU
Microplitis mediator is the source of this 1183-nucleotide messenger RNA. Its product is annotated as metaxin-2-like. Gene Ontology annotation, biological process: mitochondrion organization. The record is from RefSeq and is a predicted model, not a curated record. Bases 197 to 1141 code for a protein of 314 amino acids. NCBI's taxonomy places the organism in Eukaryota, Metazoa, Arthropoda, Insecta, Hymenoptera, Braconidae. The transcript is spliced from 5 exons. Gene Ontology annotation, cellular component: SAM complex.